This is a messenger RNA of Spodoptera littoralis (African cotton leafworm), 1371 nucleotides long. The record is from the annotation of a GenBank genome assembly. NCBI's taxonomy places the organism in Eukaryota, Metazoa, Arthropoda, Insecta, Lepidoptera, Noctuidae.
AUGCAAAUGCUGAACGGAUCGAACGAUACAAAUAGUUCUGAUACAGCACCUAAUAAAGAUACCAUGAGUGCCGGGAGUGCCACUUUGGACCGUGAGCUAGCGAGCACGCGCCGCUUGCUGUGGGGGGAUAAUGUGAAGGAAGACGUGUUUCGGCGGUGGGCGCAGGGCUUCCAGUUCAGUCCAGAUGAGCCCAGUGCCUUAGUACAACUAGAAGGUGGUCCAUGCGCAGCCAUUGCGCCAGUUCAAGGCUUUUUGCUCAAAAUACUAUUAUCAGAGACACCUGGACACAGUUUUCAGGAUUUGACAUCAGAAAAGUGCAAUUCUCUGCUUGUUAGGGCUGUGUGUACAAUAUUAAGCCAGUGUCUAGCUCCUAAGUACAAUGUUGCUGUGCACAGGAAGAACGAAUCAGAUGCUGAGACUAGCGGAGGCAAUAACCACAGUGUGGAAGAACAAUCCAGUUCUGUGUAUGAUACCUUAGAACAAUUUCAUCGAAAAAUUGAAGUGCAUUCAUUUCAGACAUUAUCUGAAGUGGAAGCUUUCUAUACAAGGAACAUUAGAAUAUUGAAGGACAAGUAUGGUGUACUACUUCUUUUGUAUAGUGUUAUUCUCAGUAAGGGGGUAGCUGUUGUGGAAGCAGAGCUUGCAGAACUGUCUGACCCACUCAUACAUUCAACAUAUGGCUAUGGCUCACAGGGACUAAUUAACUUAAUGCUCACAGGAAGAGCUGUAGCACAUGUGUGGGACCACGACCAAGUUGUAGGGGGUUUAAGGCUACGUGGGAUUGAAAGACAAAAUGAUAUUGGUUUCCUCACUAUAAUGGAACAUAUGCAGUAUUGCACUGUUGGGUCAUUUUACAAAAAUCCUAAACAUCCUGUGUGGGUGUUGGCCUCUGACACACACUUAACAGUCUUGUUUUCUCUUGAGCGACGAUUAGCUGCACCUGAAACUGUUGGUGAGUCAGCAGAGCGAAUUUUUCGUUCAUUUGAUCCAGAAGGAAAUAACUUUAUUCCAUCAGCAGCUCUCCAAGAUGUACUAUGUGCUGCUGACCUUGUAAGUGAACCUGAAUAUGUAGAGCUAAUGAGACGAAAGUUAGAUUCUGAGAAUUUAGGCAUUAUAUUAUUAAGUGCAUUCAUGGACGAGUUCUUCCCUGGAUGUGAGCGUGGAGCUCCAGAUACAUUUACUCUGCACCACUACAAUGGACUGCUGCGCAGUAAUCCAGGUGCUAGAGUUAUUUUCCGCACAGGUCGUGCCGCGCUAUUGGAAUGUCCUAUGCGUGCAGCCAGCACUGAUGCCAUGUUGACGUGCCUACAGACCAAGUGGCCCAGUAUUGAUGUGGUGUGGGAUGACGGACCAUCACCAUCCCUUAACUAG